AUGACAGCCGUAACAAACCUUACUUCAAACCUGCUUCCCGACUUCUUAACGAACAACCCUUUGCCACAAGGAUUCCCUUGGGGCUCCGCCACCGCCAACAACACCAACUACUACGACACAUGGCCAGACACUGGAGUAACUCGGACGUACACCUGGAGUAUUGCGAAGGGAACAUGCGCACCAGAUGGUGUUGAGUUGGACUGCGUGCUUGUGAACAACCAAUUCCCUGGACCUCUGGUAGAAGCCAACUGGGGUGACAUGAUCGAGAUUCAGGUCACCAACAACCUCGACGAGGGUACUGCCAUCCAUUUCCACGGUUUCUUGCAGAAGAACUCGCAAUGGAUGGACGGUGUUCCAGGUGUUCAGCAAUGCCCAAUCGCCCCUGGCAAGACUUUCACCUACCGAACACGAGCAGAACUUUACGGAACUGCGUGGUAUCACAGCCACUACGAUGCACAAUCAGCAAACGGUCUCUACGGACCAGUCGUGGUCUACGGCCCCAAGAACGCAGAAUAUGACGCUGAUCUGGGACCUGUCGUCCUCGGUGACUGGGUCCACACUGACUUCCACGACUUGGUCGACGAGCUCAUGGCACCAUACCCCAAUGCAAAGAUUCCACCAUCGCAGAACAUCCUGAUCAACGGUCUCAACCCAUACUACGGCGCCAAUGCACCAACUGCGAAGUUCCAGGUCAGCUCUGGCAAGAAGUAUCGUCUGCGUCUGAUCAGCGCUGCCUGCUCGGCCACCGUCAAGUACACGAUUGACAACCACAGCUUCACUGUCAUCGCCAACGAUUUCGUCCCAGUGAACCCAUAUCAGACCGACCACAUUACGCUAUCCGUUGGCCAACGUAGCGAUGUCAUCGUGAACUUCAACCAGGACCCAACCACCGCCGUCUGGAUGCGCACUUUCAUAGCGCCUUGCUCCGAAGCUGAGGGUCAAACCGAGGCCAAGGCUGCUGUGUACUACCAGAACGCCGACACCAGCUCUCUCCCAGUCUCCUCGCCUGGUGCCAACGCCUACAACACGUACUGUGGAAACGAUGACCUGUCGCAGACCACUCCUUACUACCCAAUCACCCCACCAAGCCCAUCCUUCGAGUCUGUGAUACCUAUCUCUGCUCAAGUUAACGGAAGCCAUCUUCUGUGGUACAUGGCCGGCCGCACGUUCCGCACCAACUACAACGACCCGAUGCUUCUCGAGGCCAAGCUCGGCAAUCUGGACUUCCCCUAUAUCGGCAACGUGCACAACUACGGCGACAAUAGCUCCGUCCUUUUCGUCAUCGAGAAUACUGGUUCCAUGCCCCACCCCAUGCAUCUUCACGGGCACAACAUGUUCGUCCUUGCUGAGGGUGAAUGCACCGACAACAACUUCGUCUUUGGCCGAUCCGACGGUGUUGCUGCUGCUGACUUGAACAACACCAACAAGGCGUACGGUAACUGCUGGGAUGGCCAUGUCACCAACGCCGACAACCCACAGCGUCGUGAUGUCCAGAUGCUUCUCCCAGGUCAAUACAUUGUCAUCCAGUGGCUGCAGGAUAACCCCGGUGUCUGGCCGCUCCAUUGCCAUUUGACCUGGCACUCCGCUUCUGGUUUCGUCUGGUCCGUUCUCGAGCGCCCGGACGACAUCGCCAACAUGCCCAUCCCAAGCGUCAUGGCCGACACCUGCCGCGACUGGGCCGCCUGGACGGGCGAGAACGUGGUCGACAUGAUCGACGACGGUUUGUAA
This is a messenger RNA of Zasmidium cellare ATCC 36951, 1728 nucleotides long. Its product is annotated as multicopper oxidase. Gene Ontology annotation, molecular function: oxidoreductase activity; copper ion binding. Lineage: Eukaryota; Fungi; Ascomycota; Dothideomycetes; Mycosphaerellales; Mycosphaerellaceae. Bases 1 to 1728 code for a protein of 575 amino acids. The record is from RefSeq and is a predicted model, not a curated record. The transcript has 2 exons.